Messenger RNA from Enterobius vermicularis (human pinworm), 2592 nucleotides. The record is from the annotation of a GenBank genome assembly. NCBI's taxonomy places the organism in Eukaryota, Metazoa, Nematoda, Chromadorea, Rhabditida, Oxyuridae.
AUGGUUACUGCAUACUGUCAGCAGGGUACACCUCCUUAUAUAACACCUUUCGAUUAUCGCAUUCGCGUACAUCUGUUUCAAUGUAUGCGUGAUUCCGGAAUAUUGGACCCCGAUGACCGUUUGUUUGAUGUGUUUGAUGAAAAUAAUGACCAGAUUCUUGCGAUUUAUGAUGAGCAAGAUGAUUGUGCAGAUAGACCGGCGCAUUUUGCAGUAGGAGGUGCGUCGUCUCCCUCAACGUCUUCCCCGACAACGAUUAAUGCAGUGGAAGAUUGCAACGAUGGGUCCAACAAUGCAUGUUCCAGUUCUAGUGAUGGGGACAUUGUUGAAAUAACUAGCUUAGCCGAGCCUCCAAGGAAUGGUCUGAAAGUUCUAGAGGAUGCCUCAAGCUUUGGUGGCGGUCAGUCAUUAUCGUCAUUUUCUGUAAAUCAAAGUGCUAGCUUUGUUCAUCCGGCUUAUAAACAACGGCGAUCUGGCGUUUCAAGUGCUAUAAAGAUUCACUCUGCAGCAGUUAAAGUGUGUGAGCCAUCUUCAGAAACGUGCAAGACUUCGACGAAUGCAGAGUUGGAGCGAAGGUUUGUUAAAAGCGGUAACGCAGCUCAUGCUGCUCGUUCAUCGCUUUUAGGCGACGGGGCAGCGGUUCUUCUGCGGUCGUCAGCUCGAAAAUCUCGGAUUACGGAGAGUUUUUUUGAAGCCAAGGAGAAGCUGGAGCAAACGUUAGCUGCUGAAAAUGACCAUUCUCGAUCCUCUUCAUUAUCAAACGAAAAAUGCCUGUCAUUAUUUCCCGCUGUAAACCCUUUGCAGACGGUCGUGGUGCUUUCUGAUUCGUUAGUCAAUCAACCUUUAGGAAUAGAGAUUUCUCCUGUGUAUGACCCUGUGAACGAUGCUCGGCUGCAGUCUGUAGAAGUUAGGCAGAUCGACGAAGAAGGUCGUGUUGCUGCUGACGGGCGGAUUAAGUUAGGCGACCAUAUAGUUGAAAUUAAUAGUCGUCCUGUUUAUCAGAUGUCAAUAUCACGAGCUCGUGUAUAUUUGCAUGAAUUGCUGUCAGUAGCUCAUCCAACAUUGACGAUCAACCGCCCGAUAGACACUUUUGAUAGUCCAAAGCACCAUCUAAAAAAAGAAGGCGGCCAAGUUUCAGCAAGCACUCUAAUGAAACGUCCAAUAUAUUCUGCUUUACAACAGGCAAAUACUACAGCAAUUGGAGCAACAUUACGCGUACAUGUUGAGAAAGGUAAUCAAGGAUUCGGGUUCUCUGUCACUGGUCGGGACACUGCCAAAGGAGAAAGGUUGUUCUAUAUAGGAACUGUCAGGCCUGGUGGCCCCGCCUUUGGUGUUUUGAAAGUCGGAGACCGUCUGUUGGAGAUUGAUGAGGAAGCAACGAAAGGUUUACAGCAAAGUGAUGUUGUAGCUCGCCUGAAGGAAUAUAAGUCUGGGGAUAAAGUUAAUCUUCUUAUUUCUCGGAUGGAAAAAGAACCUGAGGGCUCGCACGAGGACCAGUUACCUAGGUUAGCUACAGGUCUCAUAAAAGAUCCUGAGCAAAGUGAACCUGAGAAUAAAACCGAAAAAGUUGGGAAAGAUUAUGGAAAGCUUGAAGAAAUUUUGGUUCUUGAUAUCCCACUGAAUGAUACUGGGAGCGCAGGUCUUGGUUUAAGUCUCAAAUCCCGAGCAAUUAUGAAGCCGGAUGGCUCUCGCCGAGAUUGCGGAAUCUUCAUUAAGAAGGCACUUUUUUUUUUGUGUAUAUUCUGCUUUUUUUCGGAGAAGUGCCUCUUUAAUUUUCUGAGUCUCCUUCGGGAAUUUCAGGUUCUCCAUGGAGGUGCAGCUUAUAAGGAUGGCAGAUUAAGGGUGAAUGAUCAGCUUAUAGGUAUUGAAAGCGUCAAUUUAAAGGCAUUAAGAAAGAAUUCAGAGGCAAGCGAUGCAAUUACGAAAUGCUUGAAAACUAUCGGACCAUCAGCACCAACGGUUCGACUGACAGUUUCUCGCGCUGUUAUCCCUGAAUCAAACAACACAACUUGUCGCGUUUUUCCAGAUGAGAAGCAGAAUGCUUUGUUUGACUGCUCAGCAGCUAAUCCUUCGGCUUCUGCUGAGAUCUCUAGAGUUCAUAUUGAAGGCUUUGAAGACUAUGGAACUGUAGUCAAAAGUCGUUCAGAAGAUGAAGACAAAGGAGUCAUUGUUCCAAGUAGGAGAAGAGCGAACAGUACUGACGAGUCGAACUCGAUUAUUUGGACCGAAAGAGCUUCGUUAACUGGAGAGCAGCGUUGUCUUUCUGAAGAUGAAUUAAGUCAUGUUGAUAAGGAUGUGUUUAGUCGAGAGAAUCCGACUAGAAGAUCUAUAUCCGAGAAACGUCAUAUGGGUUCCUCGAACGAUCCAAGUCGUACUGCAGUUUUUCAGAGGAUAAAGCACUCUAGACAAACAAGCGCUCCAGCACUGCGUGCGGCUGCUUCAAGUUAUAAUUCUUCACAGUGUGACUUUAGUUUUUCGUUGCGUUCUUCCUCUUCAUUAGGAGAAGAGGAGUCAGGUCUAGUUCGUGGACCUGUCAGUUUAAUUAAGGAUACCGGUGUGGAAACCUUGGCUUCUAAAAUACCUAGUACGUUUUAA